Messenger RNA from Phytophthora sojae, 510 nucleotides. RefSeq lists its product as hypothetical. The record is from RefSeq and is a predicted model, not a curated record. NCBI's taxonomy places the organism in Eukaryota, Oomycota, Peronosporomycetes, Peronosporales, Peronosporaceae. Bases 1 to 510 code for a protein of 169 amino acids. The transcript has a single exon.
AUGGAGAAGCCGCAGCUCCUCUGCGUGAAGUUGGCACUGUCGCCAGAGUUCGAAGCCUUCCCCCAUGUCAUCCAGUCUGUCAGCGACCUCCUUCUACCGGGAACGAUCGACGGUGCCAUCUACAACGACCUCCACCGCAUCAAGAAAGUGUACGAGCCCUUCCUCCCUAUCACCGUCGGAGCUAUGGAUGGAGCUGCAGCCAGAGGACGUUUGGACAUCCUGCAGAGGCUGCAAAAUGCUCAUGGAGAAGGCUGUUCAUCCGCCGCAUAUGUCGGUGCAGCCGCUCAUGCUCAUCAGGAGGUUAUCUGGUGGCUCAAUGAGUUCUACGAGAGCUUGGCUCCACCGGCCGAGAUGGUUCGCGCUGCUGCUCGAAAUGGCCACAUCCGGGUGGUGGACUUGUUGUGGAGAAAGUUGAGCCGCGAUGAGUUGGAGUCCGCUCUGGAAGUGGCUACAGCGAGCGGACACAACGACGUGGUGGAACUGCUUCGCGUGAAGAUGAUCGAUAGCUAA